CUGCGCAGGCCGGUCAGUUUGCCAAACGCAUUCGUUGCGGAUUAUUGUGUAAAAGGCGACCGACUUUCUCGUUAUUUUACCAAAAUAUUUGCUUCGCAGAGUGUUUUCAAUUACUACAUCGAUACCCCGUGGCACAGAUACAACAUUUGCUACAUUUCCAAACCUGGAUUCGAAGUUGUGAGCCCAUAAACAAGUCCGCAGUCCAAUCGCGUUUGUUGAUUCAAUCAUGGCGGAGGACUUCGACGUUGAGGCGAUGCUCGAAGCGCCCUACAGAAAAGACGACGAGUACUCUGGGUCAAAGGGCAAGGAAAAUGGAGGAAGUGAUUCAAAUAGUAAGAAAUCAACCGAGAGGAGAAGAAGUCGUAGUAAAUCAAAGGAUAAAGAACGUGAUAGAAGACGCAGUCGUUCGCGUGAAAGGCGACGCUCGAAGGACAAGAAACGCAGUCGCUCUCGCGAUCGUCGCCGCUCAAAGGAUAGAAAACGCUCACGAUCGCGCGACAAUCGUCGUUCCAAGUCGCGUGAUCGUGACCGCGAUCGCAAACCGCCGAAAAGCGGUCGAGAUGGCCGCGAUCGUAGGAAGUCGCGGUCGCCGGUGCAUCGCAAACGCUCACCAUCACCACCGUCAAUUAAGUACCCAUUUCCGAAGAAGCGUCAUUCUCCCAUCGGACUGGGGUAUCAACGUUCAGGCUCACCUAAUGAAGAGUUGAGUCCAGAGGAACGCGAUGCGCGUACUGUUUUUGUCAUGCAGUUGAGCCAGCGGAUUCGCACUAGAGACCUGGAGGAUUUCUUCAGUGCCGUUGGUAAAGUACGUGAUGUCCGGAUGAUUACCUGCAACAAGACACGGCGAUUCAAGGGGAUUGCCUAUAUUGAAUUUCGAGAUCCAGAAAGUGUAACUUUGGCUUUAGGUUUGUCCGGUCAGAAACUGCUGGGAGUUCCUAUAAUUGUUCAACACACUCAGGCCGAAAAGAAUCGAAUGGGUAACGCCAUGCCUAACUUAAUGCCAAAAGGAAUGACAGGCCCGAUGCGUUUGUACGUCGGAUCCUUGCACUUCAAUAUCACCGAAGACAUGCUGCGUGGAAUAUUCGAACCGUUUGGUAAGAUUGAUAAUAUUCAACUGAUUAUGGACCCUGAAACAGGUCGGUCGAAGGGAUAUGGCUUUAUCACAUUCCAUAACUGCGAUGACGCGAAGAAAGCGCUCGAACAACUCAAUGGGUUCGAACUGGCUGGUCGACCAAUGAAAGUGGGCAAUGUUACCGAACGUCUUGAUUUACAACAACAAGGUCCGUCACUUUUGGAUUCUGAUGAACUGGAUCGGUCUGGAAUAGAUCUCGGAGCGACUGGUAGAUUGCAACUUAUGUUCAAAUUGGCCGAAGGCGCCGGAAUGCAAAUACCAGCACCUGCUGCAAAUGCACUCAGCAUGGCAACGGGUCAACCUGUGGUACCACAAGUUCAACAAACCACCACACCACCAAUUGCAACACAAUGUUUCAUGCUGAGCAACAUGUUUGAUCCAACCAGCGAGUCAAAUAGCAAUUGGGACGUGGAGAUCCGCGACGAUGUCAUUGAAGAAUGUAACAAACACGGUGGUGUGUUGCAUGUUUACGUCGACAAGGGUUCACCACAAGGCAACGUCUAUGUCAAAUGUCCAUCCAUUGCCACCGCCGUGGCUUCAGUCAAUUCACUGCACGGUAGAUGGUUUGCUGGCCGGGUGAUCACCGCUGCGUACGUCCCGCUCAUCAAUUACCAUUCGCUGUUUCCGGACGCCAUGACAGCCGCGCAAUUGUUAUUGCCUACCAGGAAGUGAGCGCAAAGUUAAAUAAUAAUACAAAUAAGUACAACGCGGAAACGCUAGGAGGCGUGCAGGCAUUAUUCGACGAUAUUGUGAAUAUUAGUAUGUACUAUAAUUAAUUUACCUUAACAUUUAGUUGAUAAAUACUGAAUCAUAUUGUGUAGUCGCCAAUGGAAUAAUUACUGUUUAGUUAACAAAAUUUCCAGAUGUUUAUGAAUGAUUGUUUCAAUUUGUUUAUUUGAGAGAAAUAUUUAUGCAUAUGAUUAUGACGAUUUACGGAUAGGUGGUUAAUCUGUAUAAAGUAAAGAAUUUUGAUAUGUAAA
Messenger RNA from Dalotia coriaria, 2112 nucleotides. It is a transcript of the gene Caper, whose product is annotated as RNA-binding protein 39-like protein Caper. Gene Ontology annotation, cellular component: nucleus. Gene Ontology annotation, biological process: mRNA processing. The coding region runs from base 227 to 1804 and encodes 525 amino acids. NCBI's taxonomy places the organism in Eukaryota, Metazoa, Arthropoda, Insecta, Coleoptera, Staphylinidae. Gene Ontology annotation, molecular function: RNA binding; U1 snRNP binding. The transcript is spliced from 4 exons. The record is from RefSeq and is a predicted model, not a curated record.